Cooperia oncophora is the source of this 263-nucleotide messenger RNA. Lineage: Eukaryota; Metazoa; Nematoda; Chromadorea; Rhabditida; Trichostrongylidae. The record is from the annotation of a GenBank genome assembly.
GACUCGACAUUGCCACAAACAAGAUAACCAAAGAAGAGGCAGAAGGGAUUCCUCAUCACAUGAUGAGUUUUGUUGACGCUGCUACAGCAAGGUACAACAUUCAUCAGUUCCGUGCAGAAGGAUCUGAAAAUGACUCUGAUGGUAGUGAAGGUCUUAGUGAGCUGUCAAAUGCUGAACUACAUCAAAGGUUGGUUGAGGUGGAUCCAGAUUCGGCACGCCUUGUCCAUCCAAAUAAUCGUGCACGAGUUUUACGGGCUAUUCAG